Messenger RNA from Cladophialophora carrionii CBS 160.54, 3321 nucleotides. RefSeq lists its product as uncharacterized. The transcript is spliced from 2 exons. NCBI's taxonomy places the organism in Eukaryota, Fungi, Ascomycota, Eurotiomycetes, Chaetothyriales, Herpotrichiellaceae. The record is from RefSeq and is a predicted model, not a curated record. The coding region runs from base 1 to 3321 and encodes 1106 amino acids.
AUGGCUGCAAGAGUUAUGACCAACUACAAUGCUCCGUACGACCCAAGGGAGUGGGUGGGAGGAAGUCGACGAGCGUCGAUGGUGCUGGAUGGUCGAUCCUCUGGGGCACAAGCGGAAGAUGGGAUACCCAAUCCUCCUCCGCCGUACUCUGCCCCCUCUGCUGCUCUUCGCGAGGCAACAAGUGCUGGCUCAACCGUCUCGCCCACCGACUCGACUUUCACUGCUGGCAACCAUACGCAGUCGAACACGCCAACGAGCACAGUUGGGAUCUUGUCACCAACGAACCAGACAUCAGUGGCUGAUAGCGGUCAAAAUCCAGUUGAUCCCAGCGGACCGCCGUACUUCAGCUUGCCCCCGGGGCGAGGCGGCGGUUUUGAUCCUCGGCCGAGCCGACUCAGUAUUUCUUCACAGCACCAUGGAUCACGACCAGGAUCUGCCUUGAGCAUGACCAGACCUGUAAACGUGACUGGUCUUUCGAUUAAUACGGCAGCGGCGCAACAAAGCAUGGCCCAACCUCCGCAGAUAGAGCCGAGCCAGGGACCGCUUCCGGCACCACCAGCUUCAAGAAGAGCCGCUUCAGCUGGCCCUAUUUCUUCUCAUGGCGCCGGCAAUGACAAGCACGAUGGCUCCUCUUCGAGAUCAUCCUCAAAGCAGAGGAGUUGGUAUCCAGGGAUGCCUCUGCCAGGCCCACCCCCUGGCCCACCUCCGUCGUCUUCGAGAUCACACAGUACCGGCGGGGCUCGAAAUCUGGCGCAGCCACAAGCUGCUGGACCUAGCGGUCGACCAAGUCAUCGCAUACCGUUGCGGGCCCCACUGCUCAGUCCAAUGCCUCCGACGCCUGCAAAUUGGAGAGACCAGUCCGGGUCGCGAUCGAACUCUAGAGCACCGUUACCAUUACAUAUCGAAACUAUCAACCUUGAUCCGCCAGGGUCUCAUCCUGCGGGGCUGAGUAGAAGCGCUGCUCUUCGAGUCUCCUCAGCCAAGGGCCUGCUCGAACGCCGAAAACAGCGCCGAAGUUUGCAUGAAGGUCAAGUAGCAGAUCUGAGUGCUUUGACUAUUGAUACCGACCCGUGGUUUGAUGGUAUGAGUCCGACAGCCGCCAGCCCCGAACACUCGCCCACACUCGAACCCCUCGUUCCUGACCAAGUCAGCCCCGAAACUGCCCGACGUGGCUUGCGCACGAACAGCAGGUCUCGAUCUCGUUAUGGAAGCUAUGAUAACGCACCUACGCCCAUAGAUUCACCAUAUCCUCCAGGCUUGUCGAGACGGAAUAGCCACACGCCUCUUGUGCCAUCGAAGGCAUUGCCAACCCCCCCAUUGAGUCAGAAAAACCCUGCAUCUGCCCACAGUGUCCGGCCGUCGACUGCCUCUUCGGUCUCGGAACUCGGUCGUGGUGAAUAUGAUGCGUUCAUGCAGGACGCAUCUAGAAGACAUCAUGAGUUUCUGCUUCAAGAGUGUCAAGCCAACAGCGAGCUCGAAAGGUUGCAGAUCUUUAUGCAGUACGUGAUCGAAGAGUCGAACAUUCGACGGGGACAAUGCCCAGGCCCGUUCGUUGAUGGUACUUUCAAUGCAGACGAGGCCAGACAGCGUCUAUUUCGGGAUAGCACGAACAGGCAACCUGCCACCAGACAGUCGCCUAUGCAUGCAAUCAGAAUCGACCCCCCUCAACGCUCAGACACGCUGUGGUCUAAGGAGUAUCACCCCGAACUCUCUCCAAUCGCCAGCAUGAGUAACGAUGAUUUGAGUUCUCGUGGAAGGACGGCAAGUCGGUGGUGGCAAUCACAAACAGGCUCCGAAGCCGACGGUGCGCCUACCAAAAUGAAGAGAUCUAAACGGGAAUCGAAAUAUAUGGGUCUUUCAACGCUUUCAAUGCAUGAAGUGCUGUCUGAAGCCGCAACGCCAACAAACAUCAAUGGGGUAUACGGCUCAGCAGAGGGCUAUCCGCCGGAAAAGUCGGACCCACAGAGUUUCGGUGUCUACGACGAUGGGGAGCCGAUACCAAUACCUGAUGACACGCCAGUGAACCCCUUGACGCCGAUGGGUUUUGACAUCUCAAGAUUCAUUACUUUGCCGCCACCGUAUCCGAGGCACUACCCCGCGGUGAACAACAACCACCCUAAGUUGGCCGUAUACCGAAAUCUUGUCCGACUGUUGAGUGAUUUGAGUGAGCUGAAAGACAGGAGGUCGAGACACAACCUGAGCGUGGAAGCCCUCCGAACAGAACACAAGCGGAAAAUCUCUGACGGACAGAAGAACUUCAGGGCCAAUAUCUCGGCGCAGAUAAAUGAUGGCAGCAUUACCUACACCGAAGCGGCAGAAGCCGAACAGGUUCUCCGGUUGCAGGAGAAUGAAGCCGAGAAGACGUGCCUGAAGGCAGAGUUCGACACGUUGCAGGAUGUGGUAAUUAAUCCAAUGCAUGAGAUGUUGAACGACAGAGUUGCCCAGCUGACGACGCAUAUCAACGGAUUGACGGAACAACUCAUGGCGGAAACAAGCGCUCAGAAUCUUGACCGACCACAACAGGAAGGCGAUGCAGUACCCGAGAUCCUGGAAUAUCUGACACAGCUCAAGUGGUUGUUCGAGACUCGUGAAACCAUCUACAAGGACAUCUUCGACCUUCUCACGGAGCGGAAUGACAAAUACAAGGCCAUUGUGCUUCUUCCCUAUCAUCAAAACAGCAAUUUGGACAAGAUUCGCGAUACCGAAAGCUUCUUCGCGCGUGAUAACCUCCAGCGGCGCAAAGAAUUCUACGACGAAGCAUUGGUCCGCUAUCAAAAGUUUUCGGAAUUAGUUGCAGAAAACGUUGGUGGAGAAGUAGAACUUCAAUCGUCCGCCUUCUGGGACAUUGCUCCUGGACUCUUGGACGUGAUCCAAAGAAUACCGGAUGACCUGGACGAGUUAGGACCGAUCGCCAUCCCGGAUGCCGAGUACGUGGAGAACCCAGCGUAUCGCGAUUUCCCGCAACAAUAUCUGUACACCCUGCUCGACCAUGCGGAAAAGUCGACGUAUCAAUUCAUCGAGUCGCAGACCAAUCUUCACUGUCUCGUGCAUGAGGUGAAGGUCGGUCUCCUCGCAGCCAGAUGCCGCGCUGUCGAAGCGGGCAGAGCGCGUGCUGACCUGGACGGCCCAGUGUCCGGGGACCACGCCGAGGACGUGCGACGCGAGCAAGAGACGGCAGCAACUGCGGAACUGAAGCAGCAAGUGGCGAUGAUCGAAGAGCAAUGGCUCGAAGCACUAGGCAGUGCGCUCCAAGGCAAGAAAGCGCAGGUCAGGAGGUACUUGGAAAACAUUGGUGGUUGGGACGAAUCUAUACAAGAAUAG